UUUAGGCUACGUUUCCUCUCUUGUUUUGUCAAGUCCGGAACCAGGAGAAGCAAGCCACCAGAAAGGAAAACCAAUAGCCCAUGGCAGAAGGAAGCGGAGGAGAGUCCUCAUGGAUGUCCAAGAUGAAGAAGGGAGGGAUUUCAUUUGUGACCUCCCUUAAGGAAGGUUGGAGAUACGCAAAGGCUACUCUCACAGGCAAGGUGAAGAAACUGACGGCCAAAAAUGAGAAGGAAGCUAGUGAAGCAGACCUGCAGGCAGCUAAGAUGCAGGUGGAAGCAGCAGAUGAAGCAGAGAACCAGAAAAAACAACUGCAAAUGUAGCAGAGAGUGCCUUUCCUUGGAUAAACCAACAUAUGCUUAGUACUUUGCUUUUCCUAGAUGUACACACUCUAAUGCAUGCUAUGCUGCAAUUUUUGGAAGUAUGGAUGAUGAUAUGUGCACAAUAGCUUUCUCAUAUUAUCAACUCGCAUGUAACUUUUUCCUGCUCACAGUCAAAACGAGAAAACUUGAUAGGAUGAACAAUUCCAUGACAAAAGAAAAUCCUAAUAUUUCAUAAAAGCAAGUUGACAACUCAGAAAAACAAAAGGGAGAAAAAUAUAAUAGUAUAGCCUGUCAGGCAUGGACCCAUACAAGUAGUUGAAUACAUCAAGAAUCUUAAUAUUCUGGUUUGAAAAGAAAAAGAUGGUAGAGAUGUCAAAUUUGCAGAGGUUUAUGCUUCCACAGAGCUGG
This is a messenger RNA of Elaeis guineensis (African oil palm), 728 nucleotides long. RefSeq lists its product as uncharacterized. The record is from RefSeq and is a predicted model, not a curated record. Lineage: Eukaryota; Viridiplantae; Streptophyta; Magnoliopsida; Arecales; Arecaceae.